UACAGCAUAGAUAUAGUGUCAUUACAUGCUGCGAAAAGUGUUAAAAUAUCAAUUUAUUUUCAAGUAUUUUUGCUGCUGUUUAAGAGGAAAGUGUUCGUGUUGUAUCAGUUUUAUCUCUGUUUGAAUUCCACUGCGCAGGUGUCAUCGGGGCUCGGAGCUGUCUUGUGCAGCCAGCUGGCGUGGAAACAAGAACAAGUGGGUUGGGCUGUCAAAAUAAAGGACGACGAUCGACUCAAAUGCCAAUUUUCAGUUACCAAGUAGUUGCGAAAGGAACAAUUUCUCACCAAGUUUUCAACUUCCGUCGCAGUCGGCCGUGAUUUUGUGGGUGAAGUGGGCACCUCGACGAGGAGCAGCACAAAAUGAGCAGCUGGUUGGAAAACUCUGUGAAUUUUGUCCUGAAAAAGCUCGUGAGCUUGGAAGUUCCUCCCAACAAGGUAGUGGAAGUCAAAGCCCAAGAGUUCAGCUCAAGGUUCGUCCGGAAGAGAGAAGAGUCUCUGGUUUUGUACGGUCCAACCGAGACCAGAAGAGACACUGACACCAAAUAUGAAAUCGUCCUCAACGUACCUUUCAGGGACGAGGCCUACAGCCUCUACCGUUCAGAAAAUCUCAGGGAAGCCGAGGAGAGAUUUGAGACCUUCAAAUUCACCAUUCCUGCUGUCACCGAAAUUUCUCCUGAUCUAUGCAACACAUCAGACAUGCAAAAAGUCUGUGACACAUUGGUCGAACACAAAGGCUGGUCGGUGGGACACUUGGUGGCCAAUUUGGGAGUCGUCGAAAGCGUGCAAAAACCAAUUGUUCUAAGUUGCAUGAACUUAGUGGAACCUACCUCAGGCCGAUUGCCAUUGCACGUCGCAUUGGAAACCGGAAAUAAGAAGCUGAUUCAGGCGUUUGUGACCAAUGGAGCGAACCUGAACGCCAAAGACUGGGAGGGAAACACCUGCUACCACUAUGCUGCCACCACCUCUCAGGAAGUCAUUCAGUACCUGCAAUCGGUACUGAAAGACCAACCCGAGCUGCUAGACGAAACAAACAAGGACGGCCUGACCCCGCUGCACUUGGCCUGCCUGGAAGACAAACCGCCGUGCGUGGAAGCCCUUCUGCUGGCCGGCGCGAACGCAAACAUUCCCUCAGGCGGUGCCGCACCCAAAGAGCCAAAGGAGCCGCCCGCGAAACAGUUCCAGCGCGGCCUGGUGGCGGAGUACCUGCAGAGAAAUCCGAACAAACUUAUUUAUCAGGAUAUGAAAUUUGGAGGCACACCCUUGCAUUGGGCUGGCUCAAGAGAGGUGAUCGAGACUCUCACUGAUAUGGGAUGUGAUGUCAAUGCAACAAACUUCUCUCAAAGGACGCCACUUCAUGUCAUGGCAUCAAAAGGAAAACUAGAUUGUGUCGUAUCAUUGCUCAGCUGCGGUGCCAACGUAGAACUGCGUGAUCUCCAAGGUGAUACUCCUCUACAUUUGGCUGCCCGAGAGAAAAGCAUCUCAGUUGUUCAGGCCCUCGUGUGCUACGAAGCCCCUCUCGACAUUCUGAACAACAAAGGAUACUCACCAAGGCACGAGGUUGCCAGUUCCGAGGACGAGAACAUGCCCCAGAGGCUGUGGGCACUGCACGCGUGCGGCGCCAAGAGGUGUGCGCCGGACACCUUUGGCUGUCGAGAAGGCUGCAUAUCUGGUGGGACUGUUGAUGGCGUGGGUCCCAAAGAUCCCACAAUCGUUCUUCCCGCUCAGAUAGGCAGAAAUAUCAUUGAGAAACUUCUUAACGAAGCCACUUUGAAUGCAAAAGAGGACGGAAUAAGACUACUAGCCCUGGAUGGUGGUGGUAUCAGGGGUCUGGUUUUAGUCCAAGUUUUGCUCGCGAUUGAGAAGGCUCUGAACGGCGUUCCACUAACUCACGUUUUCGAUUGGAUGGCAGGAACGAGCACAGGAGGAAUCUUGGUCCUUGGAAUGGCAACUGGGAAGACUUUGGUCGAGUGUCAAGGUGUUUAUCUGAGGCUGAAGGAGCAAGUUUUUCGGGGAAAGAGGCCGUAUAAUAGUGAGCCUCUGGAGAAGAUGCUGCAGGGAGCACUCGGCGAGAACACUGUCAUGACUGAUAUUAAAAAUCCAAAAAUUAUCAUCACCGGUCUGCUGGCCGACCGGAAGCCGCCAGACAUGCACAUUUUCCGCAACUACGACAGCGCCUUGGACGUCCUCUACGGCUCUGAAUUCUAUCCUGUUCCUCUCCCCGCCCAACCUAAAGAAUUCCACGCGCCACCCUCUCCUAAAAGUCAGAAGCUGUGGGAAGCUGGCAGAGCUACGGGCGCUGCUCCUUCUUAUUUUAGGGCAUACGGUUGUUUCCUCGAUGGAGGCUUAAUUGCCAACAACCCUACCAUGGAUGCCAUGACUGAAAUCCACGAACUAAAUUUGGCCCUGAAAGCUGUCGGCCGUGAAAGUGAAGUAAAGCCCUUGUCAUUAGUCGUGUCUAUUGGCACUGGUGAAAUACCUCUUUCCAAGAUGGCUGAUUUUGAUGUUUUUCGGCCGGAGAGCGUUUUAGAUACUUUUCGGCUGGCAAGAGGCCUCUCAACGCUAGGCACUCUCCUUGUUGAUCAGGCAACUUUAGCAACUGGCAGAGUUAUCGACAGGACGCGCUCGUGGUGCACUUCGCUGGGGGUGCCAUUUUUCCGCUUCUCCCCACAGAUGUCAGAGGAGAUUGAAAUGGACGAGAGAGACGACGCCAAGCUGGUCAACAUGUUGUGGGAGGCGCGGGCGUUCAUGCACAAACAAGCCGAGCCUCUUGCCAACCUGGCCAAGUUGCUUCUGAAGGAGCGAAAACCUAAUGUUAAUUGAGCAUGUUGUCUAAAUGUUGGAUCAAGUCUUUUUAGAUGAUUAUAAAAAUGAAUAUUCUAUAUAUUUGCCGUUGGUGUCGUGGAGACAAUAUCAACUUGGGUGUUUAUCAGAGGUGUUAAGGGAGUUUUUACACAGCUUGUUCGAUCGACCACCCUGUUCUGUAUGCAGCCCACGCAGCCGUUUUGCACUGAAGCAAAUAUUUUCUCUACACAUUUGAAUCUUAGUUUAGUGCGUCAGUGAUAUUUUUGUGCGACCCUGACACUAAAAUAGAAGCUUCACACAAACAGUAGCUAUUUCCUCAUUUUGCCAAUAUUUUUGUCAUUGAUUUGAUUUAUACACAGAUUCCUUUAUGCAACAGUAAUUUAUUUAUUAUUUUGUAUAUUUGCUAGAUUUAAUUUUUUUACUGUUUGCGUCUGCCAUUGACUUGUUCCCAAGAUUUACAUUGCGGGUUCAUUGCAAAAUGUGAUCUAGAGCCAUCGAAUCGGCUGCAAAAUUCUGUUGAUUCCUCUUUUGUAUCGGACCAUUCAUAUUAGUAAAUAAUAAUGUAAAAUCAUUAAAUAUGAAAUGCAAUAAAAUAUAUCUCAAUUACUAUACAAAA
Molecule: messenger RNA, 3417 nt
Organism: Cloeon dipterum
Lineage: Eukaryota; Metazoa; Arthropoda; Insecta; Ephemeroptera; Baetidae
Gene: iPLA2-VIA
Product: calcium-independent phospholipase A2 VIA
Exons: 14
Coding region: 360-2819 (819 amino acids)
Biological process (GO): positive regulation of ceramide biosynthetic process; lipid metabolic process
Cellular component (GO): mitochondrion
Molecular function (GO): protein binding
Source: RefSeq, a predicted model, not a curated record